Molecule: messenger RNA, 2453 nt
Organism: Pichia membranifaciens NRRL Y-2026
Lineage: Eukaryota; Fungi; Ascomycota; Pichiomycetes; Pichiales; Pichiaceae
Exons: 1
Coding region: 53-2293 (746 amino acids)
Biological process (GO): RNA 3'-end processing
Cellular component (GO): nucleolus; TRAMP complex
Molecular function (GO): poly(A) RNA polymerase activity; mRNA binding
Source: RefSeq, a predicted model, not a curated record
AUAUUCUGGUAGUAGAAAGGCAUCUUCACACAGUAAGAAGCACAGCGGAAGAAUGGCGGGCCCGCAGACAGCACGAGGUGUCGAAAAACCGGCAAAAUCGGGCAAGAUUCCGAGAAAGGGCGGCAAGAAGAACGGACAGCCGUCCUCUGCGACAGGAUCGGGAGCAGGAACGGCGAAAUCAGAGUCGAACCGGUCCGGCGGCGGUCCGGCGGCGGCAGCAGGGUUUGUGGCGUUGAAGAAAAGCAAGAAGGCAAAAAGCAAGCGGAAGAAGAGCCAGCUGAGCGACGAGAAGAACUCGAAAGCGGACGGAAAGCGGAAGGCUGGUAACGAGUUUGAGAACCUGGACGAGGAGGAGGAGGAGGAGGAGAAGGAGCAGAAAGAGAAAGCAGCAGCAGAGGACGACGACAGGCUGGACUCGGAGGAUGAGCUGGUGGAGAUUUCGUCCGCUUCUGACUCGUCGGGGGAGGAGGACGCAGACACGUCGCACGAGAAGGGCAGCGGGGACCCAGAUCGGUACAUAUCGCUGGUGGACUCCGAUAGUGAGGACGCCGGUGCCGGGGAAGAAAAGGACGAAGGGGAGGAGGACCAGCUGCCGCCCUUGAAGCGACAGAAGGUGAAGGGCUCGAACAUGGACGACGACUACAUAGCGUUCGACUUCUCCUCGGACGAAGGCGAGGCGGCGGCAGCAGCGCCCGGCCAGGCCGACUACAGUGCGUACGACGACAACGAGUACUUGAGCAACGACGAGGGCAGCUACCACUCGAAGAACAUCCACCACAAGGCGGGCGAGGCGAACGACGAGUUUCCGUGGAUCCGUAACAGCGACCACUCGAGAGAACGCGAGAUGUCCGACUGGCUCACGUCCGAGAUCAAGGACUUUGUGCGGUACAUCUCGCCCUCUGCCGAAGAGAUCAACAACAGGAACAAGGUCAUCAACAACUUGAAGGAACACAUCAGGUCCAUCUGGCCCGACGCAGAGCUGCACUGCUUCGGCUCGUUUGCCACGGACUUGUACCUACCCGGGUCGGACAUCGACUGUGUCGUGAUAUCCAAGCGGGGACGGUACGACAACAAGAGCUCGUUAUACCAGCUAACGUCGUACAUCCGAAAUCAUAACUUGGGGGUCGAAGUCGUCCCCAUCGCAAAGGCCAAGGUCCCGAUCAUCAAGUUCGUCGACCCGCAAACAAGGAUACACAUCGACAUCUCGUUCGAGAAAACCAACGGUCUCACAGCAGCAAAGUUGAUUAUCGACUGGCUCGCCCAGACGCCCGGACUGCGGGAGUUGGUGCUGAUAGUCAAGCACUUUUUGGCCGUGCGGAAGUUGAACGAGGUCCACGUCGGAGGCUUGGGUGGCUUCUCCAUCAUCUGUCUGGUCUACUCGUUCCUCAAGCUCCACCCCCGCUUGUCCACGAACAACAUCGACCCGAUGGAAAACUUGGGCUGCCUCUUGAUUGAGUUCUUCGAGCUCUACGGGUACAACUUCGGUUACGACAGCGUCGCCUUGGCGUUCAAUUCCAACAAGGAGCCCAUCUACUUGACCAAGAGAUCGAAUCCAGAUCUUCUUGGAAGGAACCCGUUCUCGUUGGCCAUUCAGGAUCCAUACGAUCCAGCGAACAACAUUUCCCGAGGCUCGUUCAACUUGAAAGACAUCAAGCGUGCCUUUGGGGGUGCCUUUGAACUCCUUGUCAACAAGUGCUACGAACUCAACGCGGCCACGUACAAGCAACGGUUGGGCAAAUCCAUCCUCGGAGGCAUCAUCAAAUACAAGGGCAAGCAGAGAGACUUCCUUGACGCCAGGAAACACGUCAAGAACGUGGCAUUCCAUGCUGCCAGCGGGAAAGUCACCAAGAAAACCCUCACCAGCACCGGCGGACUUCCGCCGUUGCCUUCAGAAAAGGCCGGAAUAGACGUGGACGACUACUUCAUGUCGGACUCGUACUACUCCGAGUCCGAGUCCGACACAGAGAAGCCGGCGCCUAAAAAGUCCAAGAAAGGUGGUGCGGCCGACCAAUACAGCAAAAUUUUCGAGUCCUCCCAGAAGACACAGACAGUGAAGAAGGUCAUAGACAAAAAGCCAGAGGAGCUUCUCGACAUAAAGGACGAUACCGACGAUGCGUAUACCCCCGAGUUGCCUGUCGCCGCCAAGAAAGAGCCGGAUUUUACAGAUUCAGACAGCGACUACGAUCCUUCCUCCACCGUGCCUCGCAACUCGGACGCCUCCGUCUCUGCCUAUCGUGCAGCCAAGGAGGAGCGUAGGGAAUACUGGACUCAGAAGUCGGGCGGCACCUUCUAGUCACCGUCUCUCUCUUCUGUGAUCCGGGAUUGUAUAUUAAGUAGGCAUGAACUAGUAGACUUUAUAGAGCGCAAUAGAAGAAAACUCGUUGCUGCGACAGUUCUGCUGUCGCAGCGGCCGCCAAAAUGCAAGUGUGCAAAGCGUGUUUUUUGACAGUAGA